This is a messenger RNA of Myxocyprinus asiaticus (Chinese sucker), 2588 nucleotides long. RefSeq names its product chondroitin sulfate synthase 2-like. The transcript is spliced from 4 exons. Lineage: Eukaryota; Metazoa; Chordata; Actinopteri; Cypriniformes; Catostomidae. The record is from RefSeq and is a predicted model, not a curated record. Bases 1 to 2316 code for a protein of 771 amino acids. Gene Ontology annotation, molecular function: glucuronosyl-N-acetylgalactosaminyl-proteoglycan 4-beta-N-acetylgalactosaminyltransferase activity. Gene Ontology annotation, cellular component: Golgi cisterna membrane.
AUGAGGAUUUCAGUGCUGAUGUCUCUCAUCAGGGCGACAGGGCCGAUUAUUGUGGGCAUCUCUCUGGGAUUCACCCUGAGUCUCCUUAGCGGCACCUGGGUGGGUAAGUCCUGCGACUCUGACGGGAUAGGAGCCGCCGACGAGAUGCUCAUAGAGCAGCCUGAGAGUUUAAAGGGGGCCCGUAAACCUAGUUCGAUAUUCAGUGGUACCACUGACAACGGAAAUAUCGAAGAGGAUUUUAAGCCCAGAAUAGUGCCUUACAACAAGCCCGCACAACAGGGUCCUCCAAAAAAAGUUUUCAGAGCCAAGUAUGCCAGCACAGAGCUUGGAAUUCGUGAGCGUCUUUUUGCUUCAGUAUUUACCUCCAAAACCACCCUGAACACUUUAGCUGUGGCCAUCAACCGGACACUCAACCACCACCUGGAUGGCCGACUCAUCUUCUUCACAGGCACUCGCAAUCGCAAACUCCCACAUGGAAUGUUUGUGGUUGCUCAUGGUGAUGAGCGUCCAGUCCCAAACAUGUUCCACUCUGUCAGAUAUCUUCUAGAACACCACAUCGCUGAGUAUGAUUGGUUCUACCUUGUUCAGGAUUUCACCUAUACCCAGCCCGAUAGGCUGAAGACCUUAGUAAGCCACCUGAGCAUGGACCUUAAACUUUACAUGGGCCAUCCAGGAGAGUUCAUUGGAGGUGAAACACAGGGGAGAUAUUGCCACAGUGGACCAGGAUUUCUACUGUCACGUGCACUACUUCUAAAGCUCCAGCCUUUUUUAGAGCAAUGUAGGACUGACAUCGUAAGUGUCAGACCUGAUGAGUGGCUCGGUCGCUGUAUCAUUGAUUAUACUGGCAUCAGCUGUGUGGAGGAAUAUGAGGGGCUGAUUUAUAAUAAUUUUGCAAUGGAAAAUAAUAUAGACCUUCACAGAAUGGGGGAUGAUGCAUUCCAGAAUGCUCUCACCGUUUAUCCUGUGACCAGUGCAGAUCUUAUGUACCGUCUGCACAAAAAUUUCACGGAAAUAGAGCUGCAGAGGACUUAUGAGGAGAUUGAGAAACUGCAGUCUGAGAUAAAGAAUGUCAGUGAAGUAGCAGUGGAUGGAAACAAGAGCGCUUUGUGGCCCGUCGGCAUUCAACCUCCCUUUGAACCCAAGAGCCGCUUUGAGGUAUUACGCUGGGACUACUUCACCGAAGAGCAUCUGUUCUCCUGCGUGGAUGGCGCCCCCAAGUGUCAGCUUAAUGGCGCGGAUCGUGACGAUGUAGCUGAUGUCAUCAAGGUUGCCCUUGCAGAGCUUAACAAGAAAUACAGCCCUGUUGUACAGCUAAGUGCUCCACAGCUGGUGAAUGGUUACAGACGUUUUGACCAUACACGUGGGAUGGAGUACACCCUGGACCUGCAGUUCCAGGCCAUGACUGAGUCUGGUCACCAGAAAUCUAUAGCCCGGCGUGUGCACCUUGUGCGACCCCUCAGCCAGGUAGAGAUUAUCCCCAUGCCUUACGUCACUGAGGGUACGCGGGUACAAGUUCUCCUACCCCUCACCAGUUAUGAGUCCCAUAUAGCGCUGCGCUUCUUAGAUCACUUCUCCUCCAAUCUGUUUGAGACCGGUGAGAAUGCAGUUCUUAACCUGCUGUUCACCUACGAACCUGCUGAGGCCCAGAAAGUGAGUACAAAUGAUGUCUUUGCAGAGGUCAAGACAAAGGUUGCCGUUGUUGAGCACAGAUAUCCCAGCGUAAAGGUGUCAUGGAUAAGCAUAAAGACAGAGAGUCCCGGUGUCCUGCGGAUCCUGGACAUUGUUUCUAGGAAGCACGCCGUGGACACACUCUUCCUUCUGGUCACAUCAGACACCGUACUCAACUCGGAAUUCUUGAAUCGCUGCCGCAUGAAUGCCAUCAGUGGCUUGCAAGCUUUCUUUCCCAUCCACUUCCAAGAUUUUGAUCCCCGCGUAGCUUAUCCAGAACAGACGCCCCCGGCCUCACCAGACCUUGUCAGGGAGGCAGGUCAUUUUGACCGCUACACUUUUGAGGAAGCAUGCUUCUACAACUCGGACUACAUGACGUCGCGCACACGGAUGCCUAGGGAUCUGCAGGAGAAUGAGGAGUUGCUGGAGAGCUUGGACCUUUAUGAUGUGUUUGUGCAGUACUCGGGACUGCACGUCUUCCGUGCUGUCGAGCCUGCUUUGCGUCAGGCAUAUCGCAACCGUACUUGUGAUCCACGACUAAAUGAGGAUGUGUUCCACCGAUGUCUCCAGAGCACUUUGGAGGGCCGGGGGUCGCGUUCCCAGCUGGCCAUGCUAAUAUUUGAACAAGAGCAAGGCAAUAGCACCUGAGGAGCUUCACAAGUAUAAACAGUGGGGUACCUCUUAACUGUAGAUUGUCUAAAUGCUAGCAGUAUUACUUCUCUUCAACAUCUAACAAGCAGUUUUCUAGUAAAAGAAGACUGAUUAGCCAAGAGUUAUGUUUGACUAUGAAGGGUGGAAGAUCUAAAGAAGUAUUCUGAGACCUUGAAGUGUCUGAAGUCACAUCUAUUCAAUGAGCAAUUGAUUCACUAACUGUUAAUGCACUAAAGAAAUCUAAUUUUCAUCUCUCUUCUCAUUUGUAC